AUGGGAGGAAGGAAUGCCAAAAAGAAAAAAGAAAAGCAAAAACAGCAGCAGCAACAGAAAAAUGCAAAAACUCAAGCAGUUAAAAAGCCAAAAAUAUUGAAAAUAAUAGAAGAGCCAGCUAUUGUAGAAAAGACUGCAGGGGAUGGUGGAACCCAAGGCAGUCCUUCAAUCCCUAUAUAUAUGGAUGAAGAAGGCGACAUUGGAAAUGAAUUUUACAUAGAAUCGAAUGGAAUUCUGACAAAAGUGAGAGAAGAACUUUUAAUUAAAAUAAGAUAA
Blepharisma stoltei is the source of this 276-nucleotide messenger RNA. Lineage: Eukaryota; Ciliophora; Heterotrichea; Heterotrichida; Blepharismidae. The record is from the annotation of a GenBank genome assembly.